UUCGUCGCGACUAAGGACUCGUUGCUGCACGUCUCGGCGGCCAGGCGCGUGCGCACCGUGGCAACCUGCAAAGGCGGCCAUUUCUUCGGCAUCGCCACCAGCCUGGACGUCAGCGCGCUGUUUGUGUCGGACAUCGGCAACCACAAGAUCCGGCGGGUGGAGGUGGCGACGGGCGCGGUGACUACGCUCGCGGGCAGCGGCGCCAGGGGCAGCGCUGAUGGCGUGGGCGACGCGGCGCAAUUCAAAAACCCAAUUAUCCUUUCCGUCAGCGCCGACGGCAGCACCCUCUCGAUCUGCGACAACGGCGGCCUCCGCCAGGUCUGCGUGGCGGCACCUCCUCCUCCCUCCUUCGCGCCGCUCGUGGUUCCGCCCUCCACCUUCUUCGCCGACAUGGGGAAGAUGUGCGGCGACGCUACUCUGCCCCAGGGCAUGGUCACUUUCCUGGUCGGCGACGACGAGGAGCGCUACGAGCACGUCACAAAGGCCAUCCUCUGCGUGCGGUCCGUGUUCUUUCGGACAAUGUUUGGCAUCGGCAUGAAGGAGCGCGACGCUGCCGAGGUCACGGUGCCCAAUGCCGACCUCGCCAGCUUCACCGCCCUCGUCCGCUACCUCUGCACCGACCAGCUCGACCUCGGCGAGGGGGAGGGCGAGCAGGCGCGGCGCGCGCUCGUGCUGCGGCAGCUGGCGCAGAUGUACCAGGUGCCGCGCCUCGAGCUGCUCUGCGCGCAGGCGCUGCAGGAGCGCGUCGGACCGGCGAGCGCCGUGCCGCUGCUGGAGGCGGCGCACACGACGGGCGACGGGCGGCUCCUCGCGCAGUGCCGCCGCUUUGUGGCCGACCACGCCGCCGAGGUGCGCGCAAGCGGCGGCGUGGAGCAGCUGCGCGACCUGGGCGUGGCCAAGGGGCUGCUCGGCGACGCGCUCGACCAGGUGGCGGAGCUGGAAGGCGCGAUGCGCGCGCUCCGCGUCGCGAAGGAUUAAGCAGCGCGCGCAUCGCGCCUUGCAAGGGCCGGUGAGCACCAUUGGAGAGAGAGAGACUCUUCUUGCACAUUGGUGAGUUUUAAUUCUAUUUUUUUGCCGGGAGUCGCUUACCCUACGGCUUAGGCGGCUUCCCGUGGCGUACCUGUUUAGUGCGAGUGCGCGCAAAUUCCGUGCCCAGUGUCGUUUGAUUGAUUGAUAGGAAGGCGGCUUAAUC
Molecule: messenger RNA, 1192 nt
Organism: Emiliania huxleyi CCMP1516
Lineage: Eukaryota; Haptophyta; Isochrysidales; Noelaerhabdaceae
Exons: 1
Coding region: 391-978 (195 amino acids)
Molecular function (GO): protein binding
Source: RefSeq, a predicted model, not a curated record